Messenger RNA from Solanum dulcamara, 1057 nucleotides. RefSeq lists its product as uncharacterized. Bases 212 to 892 code for a protein of 226 amino acids. The record is from RefSeq and is a predicted model, not a curated record. The transcript has 6 exons. Lineage: Eukaryota; Viridiplantae; Streptophyta; Magnoliopsida; Solanales; Solanaceae.
UGUAAUAUCUUCUUUAGGGGGAAAAUAAAAAAGAAAUGUUAUCGUUCAACUUGCAUUCAUGAAUCAACAACUGAUUUUUCUAUAUAAAUAUUCAAGAAUCCCACUAAAUUCAGUCUUCCGCAUUUCUAAUUACCUGUUAUUUUUCAGUUACUUGGAUUCUCCUUACAUAAGUUAUCUGGUGAAAAGUUGAUUGAUCCACAAAGUUGAUACAAUGCAACGAGAGUUUGUAGUUGAUGGACAAGUUUACAAUUAUCAUCAUUUCAUCUAUUGCGUAAAUUGUGAAGCUCGAAUUGCUCGUAUCGAGGAUUACAUUCCUAAUGUGCACGACAUACUUUAUGGAGGGUACUUUAAAACACUGAAAGAUGUUGUUGUAAUAGACCAGCCGAUAUUUCAUCUACUUGAAGAUGGAAAUAACCUAACCACAGCCAAUACUUACUGUCUCCAAUGUAAUUCGCUGAUCGGGUGGAAACUUAUUGCAGCCACCCGACAGCCAGACUAUUUCAUAGAAGGAAGAUUCUUUAUGAAAAUUGGCGUGCUUAUGUUCCAGAAUCGUGUAACGUUGCGAAGUUAUAUCUUAGGAAGUGCAUAUCGAUAUGGUCUUAUUCAACUUAGUGGCGCUAAUGCUCAAGUUGGAGGCGCUAAUGCUCAAGUAAUUGGAGGCGCUAAUGCUCAAGUUGGAGGCGUUAAUGCUCAAGUUGGAGGCACAAAUGCUCAAGUAAUUGGAGGCGCUAAUGCUCAAGUUGGAGGCGUUAAUGCUCAAGUUGGAGGCGCUAAUGAUCAAGCCUUGCUGUAUUUGAAUGAGGAAGAAGUUGGAGGCGCUAAUGCUGAUCAAGAUGGAGGCGCUAAUGAACAGGGUCCUAAUGAUCAAGAUGGAGCCCCGCCAAUGAAAUGAAUGAAGAUGUAGAUCAUCAGGCUGAUAGAAAUGCAGACAUUGAUAGAGUUCAUACUUUACGAAGUGCUAUUGUGUGAUACUCUUUUUUCUCUUUUGAUUUUGGGAUACAGUACAUAUUAUUACUGAACUUUUUACAUAUUUUAGCUCUGGUACAACCGUUCUCUA